GAGAGAGAGAGAGAGAGAGAGAGAGAGAGAGAGAGAGAGAGAGAGAGAGAGAGAGAGACUGCGGGGGAGAGAGAGUCCACCCAUUUCUAUGUAGAACUGAAAGUACAGACGAGGCGCUCAUAAGAAUCUGCGGGGAGGGGGGGGCCUGUCAGCAGAGAGCCACUAAGCACCCAACCGGCCCACGGAGAACAUGGAUCCAGCAAGAGGGGACCACGUUGGCCCCACCACCUGACCUGGACUAAACCACAGCGGGGGAUCGUUCUAAAAAAGAACAGGAUCCAACAACCGAGGAAAACGCCUCGCAAAAAAGAAACACAAAAUGUCCUUUUCGCUGGGCGUCCAGCGACGGGAGCAGGUGGACCUGCUGUACAUCUCCAUGGAGACGGCCAUCGCCCUGGCCUCGGUGCUGGGCAACGUGCUGGUGGUGGCGGCGGUGGCGGUCAACCGCUCGCUGCGCGACACCACCUUCUGCUUCAUCGCGUCGCUGGCGGCGGCCGACAUCGCGGUGGGCGCGCUGGUCAUCCCCCUGGCCGUGGUCAUCAGCCUGGGCCUGGAGACCCAGUUCUACACAUGCCUGCUUCUCUCCUGCCUGCUGCUGGUCAUCACCCAGGGCUCCAUCCUGUCGCUGCUCGCCAUCGCCGUCGACCGCUUCCUCCGGGUCAAGAUCCCGACCAGGUACUGCGUCGUGGUGACCCAGGGACGGGCCCGGGUGGCGGUCGGCCUGUGCUGGCUCCUCUCCUUCAUCUCCGGCCUGGUCCCCAUGCUUGGCUGGCACAUCCGCCCUGACCCCCACCUCCAGGGUAACGCCAGCGGCGACGCGCCCAUCGUGUGCAUGUUCACCUCGGUGGUCAGCAUGCACUUCAUGGUGUACUUCAACUUCCUGGGCUGCGUGGUGGUGCCGCUGGUGGUCAUGAUGGCGCUCUACGGCGAGAUCUUCCGGGUGAUCUGCGUCCGUCUGGGCCGCCGCGCCGAAGCCACGUGUGAUGGCGGCGACGGCCGGCGCUACUACCAGAAGGAGCUGCGUCUGGCCAAGUCCCUGGCGCUCGUGGUGGCGCUGUUCGCCCUCUGCUGGCUGCCGCUGCACAUCCUGAACUGCGUGGCGCUCUUCUGUCCCUCGUGCCCGCUGCCCAAGGCCGCCGUCUACACCGGCAUCUUCCUGUCGCACGUCAACUCGGCGCUCAACCCGCUGGUGUACGCCUUCCGCAUCAAGCGCUUCCGGGUGACGCUGAUCCAGAUCUUGCGGCGAUGCGUGCUCUGUCGGCCCGCCGAGCCCAGCCUCUUCCCUGAGGGGAAGACCGUCCUGACAGGGUAGAGGACCACUGACCCCUGACCUCCGGAUCUGUGAUCUCUGACCCCCGGAUCUGUGACCAAUGAACCCUGACCUGUGAUGUGACGGCGGGUUUAAACUGAAUGUGUUCCACAAGUAGCAGCGGUGAUAAGAAUGGAGUAGUAAAUGGAUUUGAUUGAUUGGAAGAUAUUAUCCACUUCCUGUUGGCUUUCAGUCCCAUUCUGAUGAGCUCUUGACGGCUAAACGGAUUUUAGUUUUUUCAGCUUAAGUAUGAUCCGUGGUUAAUCGACUCAUAUUUCUGGGAAAUACUCAUCUCAUUUCUGAAUCCCAAAUGACGGCUGUUGGAAUUGGAUAAAUAAUGGAUUGGACAUUAACUUGUUUAUCUCCAAAUAGACAAGUGCUGUCAACAGAACAGAUAUGAUAAUAUCUGCACAUCACGAUGUACUUUCCUUUUAAGUCCCAAAUGGGAUUAAUUACCCAGUCUACAUCCAGUUCACGUUACGACAAAUACAUCCCUUAUUGGAUUCAAUUUCUCGGUUGGUUAUGUACAUCAGAAAAAAGUAUAAAUUGCUUGGUUUGUUGAUGGUCUAUAUAAUAAAUGUGCAAGUGAGUAUUUUGUAAACUGACUUGAUAUUUUAUAUAAAAAAAGGCUCCCCACUAA
This is a messenger RNA of Gadus morhua (Atlantic cod), 1949 nucleotides long. Its product is annotated as adenosine receptor A1. Gene Ontology annotation, biological process: G protein-coupled adenosine receptor signaling pathway. Bases 320 to 1312 code for a protein of 330 amino acids. Gene Ontology annotation, cellular component: plasma membrane; dendrite; synapse. The record is from RefSeq and is a predicted model, not a curated record. The transcript is spliced from 2 exons. Lineage: Eukaryota; Metazoa; Chordata; Actinopteri; Gadiformes; Gadidae. Gene Ontology annotation, molecular function: G protein-coupled adenosine receptor activity.